UUUCCAAUCAAAAUGCAAUAAAAAAAAUUCAGAAUCGAAUAGGUGCAGAGAUGGCGACGAUGCGUGGACGCAUGCGCAAGGAGAUAGCGAUGCUGGAGAGUGAUCCACCUUUUGGCGUCAGCGCGUGGCCCAAAGACGACCAGAUCAACCGCCUGGAAGCUCAAAUUCUGGGUCCAGACGGGUCUCCGUAUGAGAAGGGUGUGUUCCAGCUAGUGAUCGACAUCCCGGAACGAUAUCCUUUUGAGCCGCCGAAGGUUCGCUUCGUGACACCCAUUUACCACCCAAACAUCGACGAUGCCGGCAGAAUUUGCCUAGACACACUCAAGAUGCAGCCCAAGGGUUCCUGGCUGCCGUCGGUCAAUAUCAGUACGCUCUUGACGACGAUUCGCCUGCUCAUGGCGGAGCCGAAUGCAGACGAUGGGCUGAUGCCGGAGAUUGCCGACAUAUUCAAACACAACCGUGAGCUGUUCAACAGAAAAGCAACCGAGGUGACCAUGCAGCAUGCGCGCAAUACACCAGUCCACCAACCUUCAGUUGAUAUGACUGCUAGAGACAACAUGAAAGACGAAGAAGAAGACCCUCCUACGCAGGAUACGCAGGCCACAGAAGCUCUUUCCCAACCUAGAGAGUCGGAAUCGUCAGACGACUCGUUCAGCGAUGGCGGUUCCUCUAGCGAGGAAGAAGAUAGUGACCCUGCAGAUACUGAAGAUAAUAAUCUCGACCCACCUACUAAACGAAGACGUCAAGUCUAGAUACGGCGAACAGAAAUCACUAUCAACAACCGUGCGUUCAAAGGGUAAUACAUGUAGUACUUAGUACAAAAUAAGCGACAGAUUCGACCAGUUCAAGAAGGAAAGCACGUUUGUUUCAAGUCUUUUCGGCUUGAACAAAAUUGUGUUGCUUCAGUUGCACAAACGUUAGAAGUUUGCUAGUACAAAAGUGCGUUG
Molecule: messenger RNA, 947 nt
Organism: Phytophthora nicotianae INRA-310
Lineage: Eukaryota; Oomycota; Peronosporomycetes; Peronosporales; Peronosporaceae
Exons: 6
Coding region: 51-752 (233 amino acids)
Source: RefSeq, a predicted model, not a curated record